ACACAAAAGAGAACGUGGGCGAGAUCACCUAUCUCAUUGUUUUUCCCCUUUCUUUCUGAGUAGUCCAAGCCCGAAAGAAAUGACAGACAAAGCAAAGGGCAAAGCAAAGGCCAAAGAGAGAAGAGAAAAGAGACGUCAAGAGGUCUCCCUCCUUCGCACCAUUCCCUACUCCGAUCACCAGAGGUGGUGGUCCUCGGAAACUGUAGCUGUGGUGACAGGUGCUAACAGAGGAAUUGGAUUCGAGAUCGUCAGACAACUUGCAGGGCAAGGAUUAACGGUUAUACUUACAUCGAGAGACACAAAUGUUGGGCUUGAAGCAGCCAAAGUCUUGCAAGAAGGUGGUUUCAAUGUAGAUGUUCAUCAACUCGAUAUCGUAGAACAAUCAUCAAUCGAAGAGUUUUGCGAGUGGAUUCGGGAAAAAUAUGGUGGCAUAGAUAUUCUGGUUAAUAAUGCAGGGGUUAAUUAUAACAUGGGUUCUGAUAAUUCAGUUGAGUUUGCGAAGCAAGUCAUGGCUACCAACUAUUAUGGCACUAAAAAUAUGAUUAAGGCAAUGAUUCCUUUAAUGAGACCUUCUUCUGCUGGUGCUCGUAUUGUUAGUGUGAGCUCUCGACUCGGUAAACUAAAUGGCCGACGCAAUAGACUCGAGAACCCAACAUUGAGACAGCAGUUGGGCGAUUUGGAUACACUUACUGAGGAGCUCAUUGAUAACACCGUUGAAACUUUCCUAAAAGAAGUUGAAGAGGGCACAUGGAAAUCGGGUGGGUGGCCUCAGACAAUAACUGACUACACACUGUCAAAACUUGCGGUUAAUGCUUAUACCAGGCUGAUGGCAAAGAUACUCUCUGACGGCCCAGAAGGCCAGAAGAUUUAUGUCAAUUGCUUCUGCCCAGGUUGGGUGAAGACUGCUCUGUCAGGGUGGACUGGUAAUGUUUCCGUUGAGAAUGGCGCCGACACUGGCGUCUGGCUUGCACUGCUUCAUGAGCCAAUAACGGGAAAGUUCUUUGCCGAGAGACGUGAGAUAAGCUUCUGAGGCAAUUAGCCGAAGACAAUUAGUAGUAGUCCGUAAAAAGAAAACGAAAUGUAAAUUGUUAGGGAAAUUUUUUUUUUCCGCUGAGGCUCAUGUAACGAUGUUAUUGUUUCAUGGAUUUUCUGAUGAACA
This is a messenger RNA of Mangifera indica (mango), 1159 nucleotides long. RefSeq names its product (+)-neomenthol dehydrogenase. Bases 80 to 1030 code for a protein of 316 amino acids. The transcript is spliced from 4 exons. Gene Ontology annotation, cellular component: membrane. The record is from RefSeq and is a predicted model, not a curated record. Lineage: Eukaryota; Viridiplantae; Streptophyta; Magnoliopsida; Sapindales; Anacardiaceae. Gene Ontology annotation, molecular function: oxidoreductase activity, acting on the CH-OH group of donors, NAD or NADP as acceptor.